Messenger RNA from Solea solea (common sole), 3023 nucleotides. RefSeq names its product KIAA1143 ortholog. Lineage: Eukaryota; Metazoa; Chordata; Actinopteri; Pleuronectiformes; Soleidae. The coding region runs from base 84 to 584 and encodes 166 amino acids. The transcript is spliced from 3 exons. The record is from RefSeq and is a predicted model, not a curated record.
UGCCUGUCUACCUAUAAAUCGUAAGACGAAGAGAAGCACCGGGGUAACAACAGAAGCAGUAGCUGUUGUUUUCCGGCUCUGAAAUGAAUAAAAGUAAAGCUAGCGGAGUGUCUUGGGUAAAACCAGCGGAGCCGUCUUUUCUAAAGAAGUUUAAAAAUGACGUCGGAUUCAAAGAAGGGCCCACCGUGGACACGAAGCGUCAAGUGAUGCCCGAACUGGACGACGACAGUGGCAGCGACCAAGAAGACGAGCUGCCUCAGGUUGUGGUUCUAAAGAGCGGAGACCUGAGUGCAGAUGAAGUGAAGAAGAUCAAAGGUGACACUGAGGGAGCUGCAGAUAAAGACGAUGAACCUCCCCCUGACGGGAAGAUCCUGUUCAAAAAGCCAGCCAAGCGCUCCUCCUCGGACAAGUUCCAGGGCAUCACGGCCAGUUCCAGCAAGAAGAAGAAGCAGCAGAGCGAGGAUGGAGAGAAGGAGAAGGAGGAGGAGAAGAAGGUGGUGGGGGUGACAGCGACGUCCGGAAAGAAAGUGAAGAACAACAGCCUUCUGUCGUUUGGAGAAGAUGACGAGGACGAGGAUGACUAAAGAGAGUGGUACACACACAUACACUAACUCAACUGUCCCUAAUAAUGUAAAAAUGUUAAAGGGAAAGUUCAGGUUUUAGUGUUUUUAUGAAGCUGCUGAUCCGGACGGAGGAAAAAAAUGAUUUUAGACACGACACAAACGUUUCACUCAAUAAAAUCUAUGUCAGUUUAAGUCAACGUUAUCAUAAGAAUAUUUUUUUGUGUGUUUUUUGUCUGGAAACCUCUGAACUGCUCUCCCACACCAAAGUCCAUAGAGAAAAUCAGUUAUUCUACAUCACAGCACACAGGAGUUGUGGAUUCACCACUGCUUCUAGUAGUACGUGUAAAUGUGUCAUUUUGUGAUUUCGGUGUUUGAAAGGUUUCUUUCGGAUUUCCGUCAGUGGCGCAGAAUGACCUCACGAGGCAGCAGUUGACCAGCAGCCGCUGUGUCCCAGAGAGUUAAAAAUGCUGAUUUUCUCUAGGGACUUUGGUGUGGGAGAGGGAAGGAACUUGUUGUUUCCAGACAGAAAAGGCUGUUUAAAAGUAAGGAAAAUAGCAGCAACCAUCAGUGUAGAUUUUUAUUAGGUGAGUCUUUUGUUGAGUGUUUUUCUUUGUUGUUCCUAUUGCGUCCCCAUCUUUUCACGGAGAGCAAGCUUUCCUGUGUCAGGCUGGUUCCACAAAAAAAACCUGAACUAUCACUUUUAAGUGAUCGUCACAGUCGUCUUCCCAAAGUCGUUUUUUUUGUAUUUCAAGCUUUUGUUAUUUAUUUAUUUUUCUUUGCCAAGUCGCAUGCAAAGCAACUGCCCUGUCACUCAAAAGGUCAUGCUGUGAAGACUGGGUCAUACUUUCUGUGUCCGCAUGAUAUUAAAAUUCUGGGGAUUCCGUGGGCGUUACAUGGGCGACCGCCACCAGCAGCACACCGUACACCCCGACUGAGCGUACUCCCUGUAGCACAACACUUUGGUCGAAGAGAGACGCCAAAGAAGACGAUAAACAUGGAACCUUGCUCGAGGUCGUGUGAGGAUACUGUUUAUACUCUCACAUUUACAUUUCAAAAUAAAACACGGGACAUAUCGAUGACUUGUGACUUCCUGGUGAGAAACGGCACCACGGGAUUGGAAUGUCAGAUCGAGUAUGCAUGCCAGGGUCCUUAAUAGACCCUACGUUUAGUUGAUAUUUACAUACAAAUGUCUCCGUUGUUUACGACACCACGGACUGUUUCAUGCCCUGUGUUGCUUAAUGUACAUAGUCUAGGCCUACGCAGGAAAAAAGUGCUGGAGUCAUAAUUACUAGCAGGGUUGUGGACACUGUCCACUGUCCCUCCCCCCGCCGCUGACAUGAGUUUCCGCGCAGAACAAUGAGCGCGUAAAGUAAAGAUGAGAGAGCGCAAAUGACGACGUGAUGCCUGGGAAUUGAAAAUUCCAAGAUCUCUGUCUCACAAGAGACUUGACUUUGACCAAGAUCCCAAGGACAAAUCAAUAAAAGUGGACGCCAUCAAGGGCGAAGCAGCUCUUUCAAGUGGCCCUUCCAUCUUGAGCUCUGUCGGCACAUUCUAGUCCUUGAAUUGGUCCUGGAAAAGUCCUUGAAUUUGAUGUUUUGGAACCCUGGCAUGACCCCUUGUUUAUUGGCACUGCCCGGUUGUAGUUGGAAGUCGGAAAGGGGGGGAGUGGGGCGUUCCAGUUGAAAUGGCACACCCUUAAAUUCAGAUUCCAACUCUCAAAAACUUUUUUUUAUUCGUGGACUGAGUGCAAAAUAACCGUUGCUAGCCUGAGAUACGUUUGCGUCUGUGUGUGUGUGUGUCCCCGUGACUCAACUGGGACACCACUAAGUUCCCAGUUCCGACUUCUGACAUAAACGGAAUGCACUAUUUAUAUGAGUGGGAACCACAGGGCAAAGAAGCUGCUCUCCAUGGACGCGUGGAACAUGUUAAGUAUGACUCGGCACUAACGAUUUUUAACACCCACAGACUCUGUCGGCUCUAUCAGGUUUUUAAAAGUAAAUUUUUUUUUUAAAUCCGUACUGUCACAAGGACUGCUCGUCAUCACGAUUCUUUUCUUUUAUGAAACUACAGGCCUGGAUUUGGGGACGACGUGUACUCAUACAUUCUGUAUGUGUCAUUUGAAUAUUGAUGGUGAUGUUUUUGUUUUUUCUGUGUGUAAAUCCUGUCGAUGUUGUAUUUUUUUUUUUAAAUUGUUGUUGUCAGAACUGAAAUAAUAUUCACAGUGAGCGCCGAAACUGCUCACUGUAGAGUUUGAUACAUCCAGUGGGAUGUGUUGAAUUAUCGAAUAUAUUUUGGCUUCGGGAAAGGAGCUAUAUAGCAGCUAAGUGUAGAGACGAUGCAUUCUUGUCAAUGCGGUUGUUGGAUAUGUGUGUGUGGUUUUUCUUUUCUUGUUUUUAUUGUGAAUGUUUUAUGACUGUAACAUUUGUACAUGUAAAUCAUUAAAAACAUUUGUACAGUAAA